UGUUGUUGGCGAAAAAACAUGGCUGCGCCCUGAGAGAUCAUGUUGGAUUAAUCUGUUUGUGAACCAUUACACAUUAGUAGUGCAAAAUACAUUGAUAUACAGGUUUAUUAAUUUAAAACAGAGGGAAUAAUGAAGACGUUUUGCGGUCGUGCUAAUCCAACAACCGGGGCGCUGGAUUGGGUCGAGGAGAGCGAGGAUUAUGAUUAUCAUCAAGAGAUUGCGAGGUCAUGCUAUGCAGAUAUGCUUCAUGACAAAGACCGGAAUGAGAAAUACUACCAGGGUAUUCGAGCAGCGGUGAGCAGAGUGAAGGCACGGGGGGAACGGGUGGUGGUUCUGGACAUCGGCGCGGGCACUGGUCUGCUUUCCAUGAUGGCAGUGACUGCUGGAGCCGACUUCUGCUAUGCCAUAGAGGUGUUUAAGCCCAUGGCACAAGCUGCUGUUUGCAUUGUGGAGAGGAACGGAUUCUCAGACAGAAUCAAAGUCAUCAACAAACACUCCACUGAGGUUACAGUCGGUCCAGAUGGAGACAUGCAAGAGCGAGCAAACAUUCUUGUCACCGAACUCUUCGAUACCGAGCUGAUUGGUGAAGGAGCGUUGCCAAGCUAUGAGCAUGCGCACAUGCACCUGGUCCAGGUGGGUUGUGAGGCCGUGCCACAUCGUGCCACAAUUUAUGCCCAAUUGGUGGAGUCGGACAUGCUUUGGAAAUGGUCACAAAUUCAGCCUAUAGAGGUGGACGGACACAGACUGCAGCCUCCUCCAUCUGUAAUAAAGUGUGCCGGAGUGCCCUCCGUCUGUGACAUUCAACUUAGCCAGGUGUCCCCACGAUCGUUCACGCCCCUUGGACCCAUCUGCACCAUGUUCAGUCUUGAUUUCAGCAAGCCGGUCAGCAGUGCUGCCGGCUCCUACACAGCACAAUUCAAAGCCCAGUCGAGCGGAAGAGCGCAGGUGGUCUUAUCCUGGUGGGACAUCGACAUGGACCCUGAUGGCAACAUUGUGUGCACAAUGGCCCCCAGCUGGGCCUGUUCUAAACCUCAGUCUUUCCCUUGGAGGGACCACUGGAUGCAAAGUGUCUAUUUCCUUCCUGCUGAGAAGAAUGUGGCAGAGGAGGAAGAAACCAGUUUAACAGUUUCCCAUGAUGACUACAGUCUCUGGUACAGCCUGACAGACAGUCAGCAAAGUGAUACCAAAGUGACAUCUUUCCGGCCGUGCUGUACCUGUCAGGCCCACCUGGUCUGGACGAGGCCUCGCUUUGGAGAACUGAACGAUGAGCAGAGAACUGAGAGUUACGUGAGCGCACUACGCAAUAUUCUGAAACCAGACAGUGUUUGUUUGUCAGUCAGUGAUGGAAGCCUGUUACCCAUCUUUGCACAUCUGCUUGGAGCUAGGAAGGUGUUUAGUUUGGAAAGCUCCGGAAUGGCGAGACGAGUGAUUGAUCAGGUGCUGCAAACAAAUUCACUGAAGCAUGCAGUGCAGAUACUGGGAAUCCGACCUGAGCAACUCUCUUUAAAUGACUUAGAAGGAAAUCAGAUAUCAGUGCUGAUGAGCGAGCCGUACUUCAGCACCAGUCUGCUUCCCUGGCAUUCCCUGUUCUUCUGGUACUGCCGCACUGCUGUGGCACAGCUCCUCCACCCAAAUGCAACUAUACUGCCCUCUGCUGGCACGCUUUACAUAGUUGCUGUUGAAUUCCAGGAUCUGUGGAGAAUCAGAGCUCCCUGUGGUACCUGUGAGGGUUUCGAUGUCAGUCCCAUGGACGAGAUGAUUCGGCGAUCUUUGGAUUUCCGUGAGUCUUGGGAGGCAGAACCACACCCCCUUUGGGAAUACCCUUGUCGUGCCCUUGCCAAGCCACGUCCGGUCAUGACAUUUGACUUUACGCAAUGUGUUCCAGAGCAACCAAUCAACAAACAGGGAACUGUGCCAUUCACAAGGAGAGGAUGUUGCCAUGGUGUUGUUCUCUGGAUGGAGUAUCAGCUGACGGAUGACAUCACUGUAAGCAUGGGCCUGACCAAACCAGUUAAUGAAGAGGGGGCUUGUGAAUGGAACCCACAUCGAAAACAAGGAGUCUUUUUCUUCAGAUCUGCGCUUGAAAUUUCUGGGGACGAAAGGGAAGGUCUUUCAUACAGUUUAACCUUUGAACCUCAUAUUGGUGACAUCAAAAUGGACUUCUCUGUCACCAAUCCUUGACCAAUGGACUCUAGUCAACUGUCAGACGUUUACAUUUGGUUUUGAAAGAUUAUCCAAAGAAUUUCAAAUACUGUGAUCUUUUUUCAAGAGCUGACUGCUGUUUUUAUCCUCGCUGUAAUAUUCCCUUAUCUACAGUUAUAGACCUCCAGUAACCUUACAGGGUUUGCAGUGCGAACAGAUUGAAGUUAU
This is a messenger RNA of Triplophysa rosa, 2370 nucleotides long. RefSeq names its product protein arginine methyltransferase 7 (gene prmt7). Gene Ontology annotation, biological process: peptidyl-arginine methylation. NCBI's taxonomy places the organism in Eukaryota, Metazoa, Chordata, Actinopteri, Cypriniformes, Nemacheilidae. The transcript has 16 exons. The record is from RefSeq and is a predicted model, not a curated record. Gene Ontology annotation, molecular function: protein-arginine N-methyltransferase activity. Bases 130 to 2181 code for a protein of 683 amino acids.